Molecule: messenger RNA, 10146 nt
Organism: Eriocheir sinensis (Chinese mitten crab)
Lineage: Eukaryota; Metazoa; Arthropoda; Malacostraca; Decapoda; Varunidae
Exons: 12
Coding region: 451-2013 (520 amino acids)
Biological process (GO): early endosome to late endosome transport
Cellular component (GO): plasma membrane; tubular endosome; late endosome
Molecular function (GO): SNARE binding; guanyl-nucleotide exchange factor activity
Source: RefSeq, a predicted model, not a curated record
CAUAAGAUAAACGUGGAAGCUAACUAAUGAUUUUAUUAAUCAUGAUGGACGGAAUACAUGCCAGUUUAUUGCUUUGAUUUCGCUUUUCAGUUUUAUGUAAGAAUAAUCAUCGUUAUCAAUAAAGCCAAGCAAAAGUUGCAUAAUUCCCUCUUUAUAAAGUUCACCGUAAUUUCUUUCUUGAUCGACGAACAAGGUCAUAUGCCUUUUUUGUGUGUGUUACAGUUCCGUUUUUAAGGAUUCCUGCUAUUUGUUGAGGCAGUCCGUGGCACCGUUUGGGCCAAGGAGUGUCGCAAGCCUGGCUGUUUACAGACAUUCCAGCUGAUCGCUGCCACAACACGACGCGACGCUCCACGGGGAGAAAUGUUUGCCGCGACCUGGCGGACUGAGGCGCCAGAGUGGUGAGGCCAAGGCUCGUGAGGAUCAUGCCCGCCGCCCUGGCCCCGAGGAAGCAUGACUGAUGACACCCUCGAGACCAACGCAUUCUACAGGCACAUCAAGGACCACCAUGGAGAGGAACUGGCUGGCUGGUGUGAGCCAUCCUGGGUGAUCUGCAUCCCCCAGCAGUCAACCAUCCAGGAUGUGCCACUCACCCAGCCUCUUGUGGAGGCACAUGCUUUAAGGCAGUGUGGAGCUCCUGGUCAGUAUGUAAGUGCGCUGUGUGGGGAGAGUACGGUAUACCAGAUAGCUGGAGAAGAACCACGAGCCAUCAUUUCCAACCAAGAGAAGGGGUCAGAAGUGCUUGUUUCCAAAGCCACUGUGAUUAAUGAGUACCUGGUGACCGUCAAGGAUAAAGUUAUACAUAUUCUGCUGAUUGACUCACUGCUCAGCACUGCCCUUGACCAAGAUGAGGAGGCCAUUCAGCAGCUCUCUGUCACCUCCAUUACUUCAUUUGCUCAAGCAGAGAAAUUUUUGCAAAAGUUUGAUUGCCACCAACCUGUGCUGCAAGAGGUGGAGCAGAGGCUGAGAGAUGCCAGCCAACACCUUCACCUUGGCAAUGAUGUGGACCAGAUACAAACAGUUCUCCAAGACCUGCUGAUCCACUUCUGGGAGGACCUGCUCAGGAAACACUCUCCAGCACUCCAGACCUAUACCAGCUUCCAGGACCUCCUGUUUAGAGCUUUGGACUAUUAUGUGGGUGGCCGCCUGCAUAGCCGACUGUGGUGGCUGGUGUGUGAGAGGUGUCAGGUGGUUGAUCAGCUGGUCAAAACUAGGCUGUCCCACCUCCGCCAUGCCAACCUCUCAGCCCUCCAGCUCGGGGUGCCUCCUAACUACUACACUCCCCUGCCUGCUGCCGUGGUGGAGUUGGCCUCGCUUGCUGGGGUGGAGAGUGGGGUGGGGCGGCUCCAGUGUGUCAACUCCACCAUUGACCUCAUUCAGGCUCAAGCCAAGGAGGCCAGAGUCACCCUUCACCAGUACAAAGACCAAGAAGGUGAACCAGAACUUGAACUGAGCCCGGAGGAGCUGGUGGCCCUGCUGACAACAGUGGUGGUGCAGGCCCAGUGUUCCAACUUGGUCACCAACAUCUACUACAUGACACACUUUGUCUUCUCUGUCACAGAAGAUGAUCCUCUAUGGAGAAGCUUGGGUCUGCUGCGCCUUACCUUAGAAAACAUCAUGAAGCUGGAUGUGGCCCGUCUGCCUCCAUCCAGCAAGAAUUUACGCAAGGAACUUUCUCUCCAAGAUCUAAUGCAGGUUAGUGCAGAAGUGGAAUCCAGGUUUGAGUCCAAAGGUGCCAGCCGCAGCAUUGGGGACAUCACUGCCCUUGACCUUCAGCUCCACCAGCUCACACAGCAAAUCCAGUUAUCAACUCAGGCCCUUUCAGAAACACACUUGACUCAAAGGAACUCGGCAGGUCGUAGAUCUGACCGAACAGCAACAUCACCCACUCAGGACAGUGGGAAAACACAGAGUUUUAGGGAAUUCCUUGCCAGCAUCCCCUCCUCCCUUCGUGAGAGUCUGCGGCGCCGGCAGUCCCAGCAGCGCAGUGCCAUUCAGUCCUCCCUCAAUGGCUGAGUGUCCCUCUGUUGAUAUUGUGAGUCAUCUUCCUCUUGCUUGAUGUCCUGAAGGUGGUGUCAUUUCCUCAAGGAUUCCACUUUGUUGAAUCCUCUAAUGUCAAGGAUGCAAUUGGAUAUGUUGUCAUGCAUAUCUUUUAACUUUUAAGUCCCAGACUGAUUUGUGUCUGCGGCCACAGUUGUGUGUUUCCGAAAAAAGCUCAGUGAUACUAUGCUGAGAGGAAACUUUAUGCCUCUUUGUUGGUUGUUGUAGGUAAUAAUUGGGAAAAGGAUCACUUGGAAGCUUCACUUAAUGCUGUUUCCUAACUAAAGGUUUCAACAUCAUAUUCCAAGCAGAGUUUUCCCCCCUUUUUUUUUUGGUAGACAAUGCUGUAGUGUGCAUGGGUGCUAAACAAGGAUUAGUAGAGUUAAAGCAGGACAGGUCCAAGGCCCAGUCCAGUUAGUACUCUUAAUUUAUUAAGAUAACCAUGAACAGAAUGCCCACGUCCUAUAAUUACUUUAACAUUGUGCCAGCCACAGCAGUAAAAACAGGAGGCAAAUUUUUCCCAUAUUUAGAGCAAAGUCGACGGCAGCUUUGUCAUAUUUGUGCUCAGUACUUCUAUUAAGAUCUAUUUGGGAUAUUAUAUUUGCCCCUAUUGGAAGUCAAGAUAUUUGCUUCCCACAUGGAGUUCAUGACAUGAGCAAGUUGAUGGAUCCUGCCAUGAGGGACUUGGGAUGGAAAGGGGGUCUGCAUGGAGACUUGCUCAAAGCAACAUUGGGGUUUGUUUGCAUUGUUGGAUGGGCGAGGCAAUGUGCCCCCCUGGCAUAUGCCCCUAUUGAUUGACUGACUGAAUUAUCUGGAAAACAUUAUAAUUGGUAAUCACCAUAAUUUAACUGCAUAACCAUAGUUGAAAUAGAUCAAGCCUACUGCUUUAUUUUACAGAUGCAUUGCAGAUUUUUAAAGCUAUUUUUUUACAUACUAGAUCAAACUUAUGCUUUUAGCAUCCCAACCUUCACAGUUGUGGUUUAAUGGAGAAUAUCACUGUGUACAUUCCAGUAAUAUUGCCAUUCCUUGUAGGUGCAAUUUGAAUGGUACUAGUUGUUAGGUACAACAAAAACAAGAGAGCUUGGAGCUUUAAGUGACAAGUGCACUUCAAUUUAGAUUACUUAGCUUAAAUUCAUCUCAUAGAUUUUUAAAUGGAUAGAUGACACUGAAAAUAUUUUUAUUUAUAUAUUUUUAUGGUCACUUAAAACCCUUCCUAACCCUCUUGAUGAAACCCUGUUAAUCAUGAUAUUAUAUUACUUUUGUUUUACUUGUUAGGAUUUGUUACUUCUCUGAUGUUUGUAGCCUAAUUAUGUGUGAAUGGGACUAUAAAGACAGCUAAGUUAAACUUUGGCAGAUGUACAGUUGGCAAAAAAGUAUUGAACACCUGUGGGUACUCAAUAUUUUUGCCAGCGUAAAUGUAAUUUCUGGGGAAGAAAUUUGUUCUUUUACAUACGAUUAAUAAUUGUUGUUGGUAGUUGUUGAGCUUCAUGAUUACAGAAUAAUUCAGGUUUGUGAGUUAAAUGUAAAAAUAGUUAGUAUCAGUUGCAUUAUCAUUGUCUGGUGUCUUUGCUUUUACUGUCAUAUUACAGUGUGUUAGCAAAAUAGCAUAUCAUCCAAGUUUGCUUGGAAAAGUGCACAGGAAAUCUGCGCCAGACAGCUCUGAAGUCAAGACAUUGAAUUAAGUUGUUUGUAAUAAGGCUUCUUACACAACCAUAUACUACAGACCUUCAUGCAUUACCUUCUAAGUAAUUCAGGUUUUAAAAAUGAAUUGUAAUUAUAGCCAGCAGAUUCCUCCUGUUCAACAUGAGGAGUUAAUGUUUUGGGAGGCCAUUCCUGCAGGCAAAGUUCAAAUUUCCCAAGCUGGCAAACUGCUGAAGUACCUGUAAACAUAUUAGAAAGCCUUAAAUAUUAAUGCCAAAACUAAUAUUUUUAAGUAAAAAGCCAAGAGUUUAUAAUUGCAAGAAGAGUGAAUGCAUGUUAACUUAUAGUCUAGUAGCCAGCCUAGUGAAUCUAGAGCUUGUUUCCACUGGUUAUAUUUUAUAGCAAUCAUGAUCCUUUGUGCUCACUCCAACAUAACCAUCCAUUAUUGAAAACUUUCACCAUUUCCAUAAUAUCACUCAAGCUUCACCUUUUAACUCUGAUCAAUAUCACACCUAAUUCUGUGAUACAACAGCUGACUUGCAGCAACAGGAACUUCUGGAGCUGGGGCUCUCUGACAAGGGCAUCCCAGUCACUUAGCAAAGGCAGCCUUAUCACCCUUUCUCAAGCAAUCAUAUUUGUCAACCAGUGCUGUACUGAAAGAUGUCCUUCAGUUCAAUGCCCCACCAGUUGUGACAACAAGAACACAACCAAAUAUGGCUUCUACAUCAUAUACAGGUGUUUUAUUAACAAUGACAGCUUUCUUCAUCUUGGCUCCCAUCUGAAUGGCAACAUACAUGUGUUACAGCCAUUAACUUCUUGGCAUCAAUCAGGAAUGUUGCUCAGCUCACAGAGGUGCCAACUAAUUAAUCCAGCAUAGUAUUGAUGCCCUGCCACAGAAAACUGCUGCUCAAGGAGAUCUUCACUCUUUUCAUGCCCUGAUGAAUGGUGUGAAAUCAUGAUGGGGAUGAUGAAGCAAUCCACCAACAAUUUACUAUUUGGAUAUUCUCUUGCAUCUUUGAAAUAUGCUACAGUUUCUAAUCCUCCAAGUUUGAUGCAUUCUCUCCAUCUGUUCUUGGUCCAUUUUUCAUAAUAUCAAGCACUUGGGCUGCCACCAGGAAGCGAAAGGCAAGAAGUGCCGUCGGCUGGAUCUUAUCAUCGACAAUACGGAUCAAGCUCCCAAGUGCUUGGCUGAGGAAAAUUUUGACUGCAGUAGAUUGCUGCAAGCAAUUACAACCAGUUAAUGCAUUAUGCAUAUUAAGGAUGUUACAAAACAGGCCUAGUGAAUUCCUUGGAGUCAACAACAGGUUUAGACACCAAAUUCAUAACUCCAAGAGCUUUAUUCAUUAUUAUGACCUUAUUACUUCAGGAGUAAUUAAUAUGCUUAUUAUGCUACUUACACAACUUUCCAAGGACGUUCAUGAUAGCAUCCCCUCAAUUCUGGGUAUUCAACCCCCAAGAUAACAUUUACUGAAAAAAUUUGGUGGAAAUAUUUAUAGGUUCACUAGGCCAUAUAGGCUCUGCUACUAGACUAUUAUGAAAGUGGGAAAUAUAUAGAUUUAUGAAGGGGACUAAAAGAGGCCUCUUUACCCUAACAGUUUAUAAUAAUUAUAAUGCUGAACAUUAGGAAGGCCUACUUUGUCUUGAAGGCAUUGUUGCCACCAGUAGAUCUACUAAUUCAUGUUUGGAGAGAAACUGUGAUCCCAAAUGCAUAACAUCAGCAUUUUGUUGGUUUUCUAAACAUUGUUUUACCAACUAGGCUAUAUCUUAUUGUGAAUACUUAAAAUUUUUGCUUGCUGCAACUGAAAUGCUGGUAUCAGUAUGGAUUCAUUUUUGUGUUUAACUGAAAACAAAGGAACCAUCACCGAGAAGUGCCACAUGACUUCUUAGUUGUCUUGUUAAACAGACUUGCAGUAAGAUUUUAUUAUUAACAACUUCCUAAAUAACUUUUUUGACACGAGCAGCAAGUUUGAAUAAAUACCAAGUUUCUACAAUAUAGUUUGAGUUAUUUCAAAUAACUGAUUCCUUGCUGGAAGGAAUAUUAGCACAUCUUGGAUAGUGUUUGUGUGCAGGCAUCUUGAUAAGGUAGUCAUCAGACUUGUGCCCUGGUCACAGCCAAGGAUACAUGUAGAUACAAUAAUCCCUCCCACAUCCAGAUACGAGGCCUUGGCUUUGUUGCCUCUAUAUCUGAAUUUCCUUGUCCGGACAUAAAGUUCUGACACUGGUCCCCCCAUUUUCACGGAUUUUCCCCAAUGAAUAUACGUGCAUACAGCAGCAUACAGUAUCAUAAAUAGCAUCAUUCAUGAGCACAAGUAUAUAGCAUUAUCAAUACCUGUGCAGAAGAACAAAGAUCCAGAUCUUCAAGUUAUUUGUGCUCCCCUUCUUAUGCUCAUGGCUCAGACAUUGACUGAAUAGUAACUCGGAGGUGGAUUGAUGCCUUUGAUAAUAAGUGCCUAAGCAGAAUCAUGGGAUAUCACUGGAAUGGCUGUGGCAAAUGGACAAUUACUUUGUGAAAAUGAGUUGAGGCCUUUUACCUACACAGUUUGUAAAUGCCAACUCCAGCUUUAUUGCCACGUGGCACAAUACCCAGAAGUCAACCGGGUCACUGGGUUGUUUUUGUAAGAGAUCAUCCUAAGUGGAGGAGGCCAAGGGGAGGCCCACAAAAAGUUAGUGGCUUGAACAAAGUCAAUGGAUCCUGCCAUGAGGUAGUAUGGAUGGGAAGGGGGCUUGCAUGGAGACUUACUCAGAGGGAACCUCAGGGUGAGAGAGGCGACGCACCCCCUUGGCAUAUGCCUGUUUUGAUUCAUUGAUUGAGUCAGUCUGGUACCUUAUAGAGGUGCAGUGCCCACUAUAUGUAGGUGCCUUGUCUUGUAUAAUUAUUGGCAAGCUCAUGGAUCACUCCUAAGGGGGUGCAUGUAUUGUUUUCCGUCCUUUCAUUGUGCCUCAUGCACAAGUUUGACUUGUAUGUAUAUAUAGAGGCAAAAUGUGUAAAUAUUGAAUUGGAAGGCAUAUCAUACCAUGAUCUUUUUUAACAACUUGGUUCCAGGAUUUUUGUUUGUAUACUAAUAAGAUGCAUGCUCAGAAUCAGGUCAGAGGUUAUGCAAAUAGCAGGCAACUACUUUGUCUGGCAAUAGGGCACACACAGCCUAAUAAUUUUCCUGUAAAUUUCAGACCUCCUAAGAUGAGAACAUGUAUACAUUGAAAGCAUGCUCCAUAUAGAGCACCUGUGCAGUCAGCAAAUCCAACCAGAGUAAAACUUAGCCAAAAAAAUCCCUUUGCCUGGCAUCACUAAUGGGAAAUGAGGUUAGUUUACCUCAUGUCCAACACAGGAAUUCGGUCAGAGAUUGCAUCGCAUUGGACAAACAAAAGAGCCUAUGGGAAAAAAUUCAUUUUCUCAGGAAAUUUCUCAAAAAUACACUCUACCCUCGAUUUCCUGGACAAAAUCCAGGGUCCGGAAAUUGUCAAACAUACGCCUGGUCAACUACAGGAGCUGAAAUAAAAUCAUAGUAAAAAAGCUGGGAUUCAGCGAAGUUUGGCGGUUGCUAGACAUAUGCCUGGCGAAGUCCACAGGUUAAUAAGCUGCUGCUUCUUGACGUACAUUUUUGCCUGUUUAAAAUUAUCAGCUACUUAAUUGUAGUUAUGAUCACUUUAAUUAUCCAUAUCAUAUUUUUAUUACUGGAAUUUUAUAGAAAGAACCAUUUGCUGGACAAAGUGUGGUAAAAGUCUGGGUCAGGCACUGAAUAUUGGCAAUUUUCAAACUAAGUAUUGUAACGUCUGUGAAUGGGCCGUUUCCCCAGACUAUAGCAAUUUCCGAUUCCCAGACAGGAGUUUUCCUGUGUGUAAGUACAGGAAAUCGAGGGUCAAGUGUACCUUAAAAAUACAAAAAAGCCUUACAUGUUUACAUGGCAUGGGGGCAGUCAGACUGGUCUACCCAAGUGACUCAAAUCUAGGUAAACCUAGGUAAAAUAAUGCAGCUCUGUGCAUCAUGUGACUGCCCCCAUUCAUAUUACUGGCUGGCAUUGCACACUAUACUUCCGGUUGAUUGGCUAAGAGUAACAAGUUCAGUGCACCAUGGAUGAUUUUUCCAUGCAUUACAGAAAUCUCUGCAGAUUUGAGCCACUCGUCGGCCAAGUUUGUUGGGCAUUGGAGUUUUUAAAUGUUACAAUUUUUAAAAAAUACUUGUCCAAAAUAUGCCAUGUUGGACACAAGUCUACUGUAUGUGCAAACGUGCAGGACAAUAGGUGAGCAUCAGAUUUCAUGCCUGCUAAAUGUGACAUUUUUUGUGAAUUCUAAACUUUAACUUUAGUCACAAUCCCAUCUUUUCACCAAUUUGGAUUACACAAAAUUAUAAUUUCUUGCAUGAAGUGCAAAUGAAGACUGAAUGUAAAAUGUUUGCAGAAACUUUUGAGUUAAUUCUUGGUAGUUGUGUGCUUUUGGCACCAAGCUAGUCAGCUUAAUGAACAACAUAUUAGCAGAGUUUCAUGAUUCCUUUACCUUGUCUUGUACUAUAGUCGCAGCACCUCAGUCUGAGGUGUGCAAUAACGUGCUCUGACAACCUGCUGUCACCAGAGCAAGGGUACAGUAUAGUACAUUAUAAAAUUAUGGUAUGGUACGAUUGUAAGGGCGGUAAAAGGAUGGUACGAUGUUACAGUACAAAAUUUUUUGGUAUGGUACUAAGUCACAGUGGUUCCCAACCUUUUUUUUCAGGCGACCCCAAUCAUGCACCUCCAGACAUGACCGCGACCCCCACUAGUUUAGUUGUAGAUGUGUUAUUAUAACACCAUGUUUGAUGUCUUGGCGACCCCAGGGUUGUGAAAGGGGGUACUAAGUCAUACCAUGCCACACCUGCUGGAGGGGAGGGGAGGUCAGUAGGAGGGCAGCAAUAAUUAGCCUCUCCUGUCUUGACCUGAACCCUGACCUUAGAGGCUUGGUCACAGGGGUGAGUGUGGUGGGAGAGAUGUGCCUCCACCAUGGCCCCCCCAAGGGACCUCCAAACCUAUCCUUUGGCAACUAGCAGCUGGGCUUCAAAUUCUUGUAGAGCAAUAUCAGGAACAAUAUUUUAUCACUGGUACAGUACGAAAGAAAUACACAGGUAUGGUGUGAGAUUAAGGUGCUGAAUUUUUUCUUUUGGUACAAAUAACGAUGAAGGAAAUGUACCAUACUGUACUUCAUGCUCUGACUGUCACAUGACAUGCCCAAUAUCUAAUGUGGAUAUGAUAGCUUACGCAUAGGAAAUAGUUGUCAGUAUAAAUAACGCAUAGGAAAUAGUUGUCAGUAUAGAUAAAAUGCAGGCAUUAAUGAUGAAUUCCAUCAAUUAAAGAGUUCAUUUUUAGUUUCAAAUUAUUAAAAAUGUAAGACAGCUGUUUUGUUUUACUCUUCAAGGACCAUUUGAUAAUUAUAAUCAGCCACUUUAUAAAUAAACAAAACAGCUGUCUGUGACAGAAUUAAUAAUUUGAAACUUAAAAUCAAGUAUAAUUGAUGGGUAUUCAUCACUGCUUCCUAUAUAUUAAUGAUAAUGACAACUAUUUCGUAUGUGUAAGCUAUCAUAUAUUACCUUCGACAUCAGGCAUGCCCUGUGACGGCAGGUUGCCUUAGCAUGAUAAUACAUAUAUACUAUAUAUACUCCAGACUCAGGUGCUGCAGCUAUAGGCCACCCAAUAUUUCACCCAAAACUACAACACAACCCUGUUGAAAAUGGUGAGAAAAGGGUUGCUUUUUUUUUUACAGCAAAGGAAACAGCUCAAGGGCAAAAAAAAAGGAAACAACAAAAAAUGUCUUACCAAUGUGUGAUAAACUGGAAUUGGUGGAGCAAUAUUACUCUAUGCAUGUAUACUUUUUAAGAUAAUUUUAGGUACCAUUCAUGUGCCCAAGUUAUACAAAUCCUUGCAGAUACAGCAUAAGUAAUGGACUUUCAAUGAAUGUUUUCUCCUUUCCACUGACUUGGUUGUCCUUUGACCACAUGAAAGGUAAGAUUAGUAAUGCAUUACAGAUGAUACUUGAAUGCACAAAGGUUGAAUACACUGGGUUUGUUCAUCUCAAAGGCUGAUUUACAGCAGCUCCAAGAUGUCAGUCAACAUAAAACCUGACAUUUUUCAGCCCUGUGCAAACAUUAUGGGCACGUUGUGUGUGGAGGCAAAAGUGUACCGACUGGAAAUAUAGGGUUGUUUGGUCAACUUGAUUUUAACAUUAUAGCAAGGUUAUAAUUGCUGUUACGUUUUUAAGGAAAUUUAUGAAGUGUUGUCAGUCUUCAGAACUGUCCGGCAGUUUAAGGAAGAGACCUGUAACCCAAAGUUUGACAUUCCAAAUUUAGCCAAAAUAGUGAAAUAUUUAUUAUAUAAACAGAAUAUAAUUUAUACUUAGUUAAUAGCAUAUUUAGUACAAAACACUUGAGUAGUUAGUCUUUAUAUUGGAAUGGAUGUUGUGUUGCACCAUCACAAUGUGUCAUUGACAAUAAAGGACAGUAUUAUUAUA